AUGGUAGCAACGGAUUUAAAGUCGGAGAUCAAGAAACUGAUGGAGAAAAGGAGCGGUUUGGAAGCGGAGAUGAACGUUAUCAUCGAGCGUCUUUGUCAGCCCGGCGGUCCUGGACUUUCCGGCAAUCUCGUCGACUCUGAGGGGUUUCCAAGAUCUGACCUCGAUAUUCCAGUAGUGCGAGCAGAUCGACAUAAACUUGCAGAGCUUCGAAAUGAUCACAAGGAUACAACUGACAAAAUAGGCCACAAAAUAGAGCUUCUGCAUUCAGCACGCGUGACUCCUAAAUCCUCAUCUGCUAUGGACACUGGUUCCAAUAGCCAAGUUGUGCAUGAUAUGUCUGGAGGCUCGAUCAGUGUCAUGGAUGUGGAUGUGGAUGUGAGCAGACCUUUCGCAAUGGUGGAUGAGAUCAGUGAGGAAUCCCCAGCAGCAGAAGAUGGGUUACAACUUGGAGAUCAAAUUGUUAAAUUUGGGAAUGUUGAAUAUGGUGAUAAUUUGCUACCAAAGCUUGCUUCUGAAGCACAGAUGAAUCAAAACCAUCCUGUUUCUAUGCUAGUUAUGAGGCAAGGGACGUCAAUUAACUUGACUGUUACUCCUAGAACAUGGCGAGGUCGUGGCUUGCUUGGAUGCAAUUUCCGGAUCUUGUGAAUUGUAAUGUAAUGGAUGUUCAUUAGGCUCUUGGGAUUUGUACAAGAGCUUCAUAUGCAUAAGUGUAGCAAGAAACAAUGUUAGUUGAAACUUGGAUAUCUUUUAGUCAUGUAAUAAUGUUAAAAAAAAAAAGUUUUCUAGGCUUGACUGCUUUUUGUUCAUCCAAUGACGAAUGCAAAUGCUUGAUAUGGUGGUGUGGAUGUGUUUUCGGUUUGUUGCUAUCAAUCUCUUAUGAACUUGUAAAUUAUAGACAAGUUUCUAUUUAACAAAAUUAUAAAUAAUUACAUCCAUAUUAAUAUAUUAGCUAAUUA
Molecule: messenger RNA, 956 nt
Organism: Lactuca saligna
Lineage: Eukaryota; Viridiplantae; Streptophyta; Magnoliopsida; Asterales; Asteraceae
Source: the annotation of a GenBank genome assembly